CUGCUAUUGCGUUUGUUCCCCUUGAGCCGCAGGACUAGUUCAUUAGUUUAUUAUUAGUAGUUGUUGUACUCCGUAAUACGCGAAGAGAUCGAUGUCGCAGCAGACUUUUCUCUUCUGAUCAUCAUUCGGUCCACCACAACCGAUAAAUCAUAUUGUAUUUUGGUCGUUCGUAAUCAGUGUGAGAUUAGAAGAAAAAAAUUGCUUGUUUUGUUCUUUUCCUUUUCUUACUUUUCCUUUCCUAAUUUUUUUCUCUCGUUCCGCCUGCUUUUGGUUAGGAGAGAUUCCGAUCUUUGCAGAUACAUCUCUCUCUCUCUCUCUCUCUCUCUCUCGCCCAGUCAACUGAUCAGCAGAUCGAUCUGAUUGAUCAACGAGAAUGCGUGUGGAUGCCUGACCACCACCAGUUGCAGAACUGCAGAUGUCCCCAGACGCAUCCACGGCUGCUGGCAAUGCAGCCUCUCCUCUCCUCCCCUCUUCUUCCUCCUCCUCCUCUUCCUCUUUCUCCUCACUCCCAGCAGACCAGCAACAUCCCAACACUCGUCGACGACGAAAGACCGAAUCCGCGGUGAACCAGCCACAUCUCCAUGUACAUGUACCGCAUCAGGACCCGCAUGAGUCCCUCUGUCGCCGUUCCAUUGUCAAUCGUGCCAGGACCAUUACCUUCAGUGCCGGAUCGAACCCACGUCAGAGCGAAGGUCCGUCCGUGACGAGGUCGAAACCAGGAAUGCGCCCGACAGGUGUAGGUGUAGGUGUAAUGAUGGCGGCGGAAGGCCGUGAGGCGGGCAGAGCAACCGCGCUAAAGACAGCGACUCCCGCCGCCGGCAGCUGCGACAACAACGACUACUAUUCCCCUUCAGCUCGUCCCACUGUACCUCGAACCACCACCACCACAACAACCUCAACAAUUGUUUCACCCACGUCUUCUUCCUCCCAUUCUUCCUCAUCGGCCGCCUUUGCUGCUGCUUCGCAUACCUCUUCUCCCUCCGCUGUUCCUCGUCCCCCUCAGAGCCGUUUCAGCUUUGAAUACAAGUAUCCUCUUCGCAAACGAGCUCUGACAUCGUCGCACACCAGCGCCGCCAACGCUUCCGUCCAGAACGGCGACGACACGCAUCCGGGCCCAGACCCGACUCCGACCCCCCAACAACGCACCAUCCUGUAUGACAGACCCCGGCGGUCAGUCCCCAACUUCCAUUUGUCCCAAGUUCGCGAUCCAGCGGGGUUUGGCUAUCGACCAACAUCACCUCGACGGGCCGUAGAAAACGAACCCGACUCUGCGCCACCCCUUGACGCUCCCUCGACGGUUCGCGCGACGAAUCCAAAUGCACCCAAGCGUCGAAAAUCCUCUCUUUAUGAUCAGCAGUCGAUUCCAGACGUGAACGAUAGAAUGUCCGCCUCCUCGGUGGUUUAUGCUCAGGGGCGAACGCCGGCUGACGAGCGCAGUCGCGGUGUCGAUGGGUUCGACCGAUACAGUCAGUCAGGAGACGGCAACAAGACGCCGGUCGCAGAUGAUACCCGCGCCAAAAACGAGGAUAUUUUUCUAAACAUUGCGAGAUCGGAUUCUGGUCGUCGCGAUUCGUUCGGGCGAUCAGAGCUUCGACGGUCGCGAUUCAGGAUGUCUGGUAGUGGACUUCGUUCAUCAACCUCUCGUGUUUCGGAACAGAUGCCUCACCCCGAGCAGCUUCGCUUGAAUACUUACGAUAGCCCCUUGCAUCCGCAUCAAGAAUCUCCGUCCACCCCCCACACGGCCGCCCUAUACUCUUACUCAGCUUCCGCCCAUCCACUGGAUGAACAUAGCCGCCCGUCCAGCUCGGCCUAUGUCCCCAGUUCCAGGUCCGCAAUUGGUCUACCACGAAGUCGACUGGGCCGGUCCAGUCCCGAACCCUUAUCCUACAGCCCCGAGUCCUACCCUGAGAGACGCGGUUCGCUGCACGAGUCCCGAGCCUAUCGCCAAUCGACCCUUUCGUCUAUUCGAGGCAGCCGACAACCAUCCAGCUCGGAUGUGACCGAACGCGCUCGAUUCGAGUCCGAGCGGUCCCGUCAAGAUGGGACGGAAUCCACCUUGUCUACAACUGCGCCUUCCACGGUCUGGGAUGAGCUCGAAGAUCUCAAGUCCCGAAUCAAGAAGCUAGAAUUGACCGGGAAGCUGCCGCCCUCGUCCCAGGAAGCGAUCUCCUCCGCUUCUGGGGAACGGCCACCAACAGCCACAACGACUAUGACUACGGUGUCGUCUUCACCCAGGCGUUCCCACAAGACAAGCACUUUCUCGGGUGAGGCAGAGGGCCCUAGCCCUGUCCAUCCGCUACUACAGUCGGCUUUGGUCAAUGCGAAGGACGUGCUCAGCAAUGAAGUCUACACCGCUUUGGAGGUGACCGCUACCGACGCGCUAGCGCUCUCGACUCUGCUUGGAUCCAACAAGGCCCCAUCUGGUACCGGAUCCGUGGUCAAUGGGUAUAGCACAUCUGAUAGGCAGGCAAGACGGAAAGCAGACAGCGUUUGCCGCAGUUUAACCGAGCUGUGCCUUGCUUUAUCGGACGAGCAACACCGGAGACAAUCGGCCUUAGUCGUCAAUGGUAGAGCUGAGGAGGAGGAAAGACAUGCGCACGACGACGACACGUUGACCCCGACGCUGCCUUUUCGUCGAAGCACGACUCUCGAUUCCGAUGGGCUAGUGCGACGACAGAGCACCAAACGUGUAGGUAGCCGUUUAGAGACCCGUCGAUCAAGCGUCGCAACUGCCAUUCCUUCCCCGGAAUCCCAGCACGGCGACCAAAACAACGAACCAGUCUCAGAAGCGAAAGUGACCCACUCACCCAGUUCACCGGCGCCCACUCGGUUGAGUCGACUUUCGACUUCGUUACGGACCAAGCGACACCGGACUGAUGAUGAGGCCCUUGUUGAACAGACCCCGCAGGUUCGCUCGCCCACAAGAAGUAUCGCGGACCUUAGCAGCGCAGCAAACAACUAUCGCGUAUCGCCACGCCAGCGCAUGUCUCAUGGAUAUACUGCGUCCCAGUCCAAGGCUAUUGCAACGCCGGAUCGCAACCCUAGAUUCUCGCUUCAACCUCAACCGUCGCAACUGCCUCAGCCUCGGACGCCUACCCUCUCACAGUCCGCGAUUCCUCUGCGCCGGACUUUGAUGACUCCAAGUUACACCCCUGCCACUGCGCGCUCGAACAUCCAAGCGGGUUAUCGCCGGUACGGUGCAGCAUCUGGGCUGAGCUCUGCCACUAACACGAGCGAUGGAUCCAUCGAGGAGAGCGUCUUAUCUCCACGACCAGAAGCUUCCCAGACUCGAAUCAUUGCACCCUCGAGCAAAUUAGCUACGAGUUACACUCCGAUCAGCCAAAACCGAGUUCGAACCAACAGUCUAGGCGCGCGGAAAUUUGGGCUUCGACCGCGGUCACUUGCUGUGUCAGAUGACGCUAUUAACACGUUCGAUGACCGAAUUGAUUAAAUACAUCCACGACUCUUUUUGCUUCUUCUCUACCUCUCAUCUCAAGAAGCCAACGUCGUUCACGCAUCCACACCCCCCAAAAACCUAUACCAUAUCACGCAGCGCCUCAUUCUUGGUACAUGGAUUGAUUUCAGUUCAGCCGGCGUUUCUCUUAUGAUUUUGAUUUUGACUCUCCCAGGAUCGCCAUGGAGCAUUCU
This is a messenger RNA of Aspergillus brunneoviolaceus CBS 621.78, 3648 nucleotides long. RefSeq names its product putative LPXTG-motif cell wall anchor domain protein. NCBI's taxonomy places the organism in Eukaryota, Fungi, Ascomycota, Eurotiomycetes, Eurotiales, Aspergillaceae. The record is from RefSeq and is a predicted model, not a curated record. Bases 416 to 3451 code for a protein of 1011 amino acids. The transcript is spliced from 2 exons.